GAAAAGCAAAGCCUUCUUCUUCUUCUCAUACCAUCCUUGCUUUCUCUUCAUAGCCUCCUCCUACAUCACACACACAAAACACACACUCUUCCUUCCUUGAUCUUCUUCUCCAAUGGCGGCGGCAAUCGCAGAGACCCAAUUCCAUGUCUUGGCUGUGGAUGACAGCCUCCCUGACAGGAAGCUCAUUGAGAGGCUCCUCAAGACCUCUUCUUUCCAAGUCACCACUGUUGAUUCUGGGACCAAGGCUCUGGAGUUCUUGGGGAUCCAUGGUCAGGACACCCCAAUUUCUCUCCAUGCAGACCAUCUGCAGGAUGUUGAGGUGAACGUGAAUCUGAUCAUUACUGACUACUGCAUGCCUGGGAUGACAGGGUAUGAUCUGCUCAAGAAGAUCAAGGAAUCAUCAUCUCUCAGGGACAUCCCGGUUGUGAUCAUGUCGUCUGAGAACGUACCUUCCAGAAUCAAUAGAUGCCUGGAGGAAGGAGCAAAUGAGUUUUUCCUGAAACCGGUACGGCUAUCAGACAUGAGCAAGCUGAAGCCCCACAUAAUGAAAAGCAGAUGCAAGGAGCAUUGCCACCAUGAAGAAGAAGACCUGCUAAGCAACAGCAAUAGCAACAACAGCUGUAACCCCACAAACAACAGCAGCAGCGAUAGCAGCAACCCCACAAAUAACAACACCGACUCUGCAAACAACAGCAGCGGCGAUAGCGGCAACACACGCAAGAGAAAGGCGACAGAAGACGAAAUUUUACCAAAGACAAGCAGAUCGAAGGCACAGUUAGCAGCACAAUUAUAAUUUGACAGCUAAUCUUUAAUUUUCCUUGGUUCUUUGCCUUACUUGGUUUUUGACAUCUGAUUUGUAAAACCUAUGUAGCCUUAGUAUGCAAAACAGAAUGGAAUCCGUAAACGGAUACUGCUUUAAUCAACCAUUCUCUGUGUAACACAUCUGAAGUUCAAAUGUGUAAUGGGCCAUUUAACACA
This is a messenger RNA of Brachypodium distachyon (stiff brome), 978 nucleotides long. RefSeq names its product two-component response regulator ORR9. The transcript has 5 exons. The record is from RefSeq and is a predicted model, not a curated record. NCBI's taxonomy places the organism in Eukaryota, Viridiplantae, Streptophyta, Magnoliopsida, Poales, Poaceae. The coding region runs from base 113 to 793 and encodes 226 amino acids. Gene Ontology annotation, biological process: phosphorelay signal transduction system; cytokinin-activated signaling pathway.